Messenger RNA from Micromonas commoda, 831 nucleotides. RefSeq lists its product with no specific name. Gene Ontology annotation, molecular function: L-serine O-acetyltransferase activity. The transcript has a single exon. NCBI's taxonomy places the organism in Eukaryota, Viridiplantae, Chlorophyta, Mamiellophyceae, Mamiellales, Mamiellaceae. The coding region runs from base 1 to 831 and encodes 276 amino acids. Gene Ontology annotation, cellular component: cytosol; cytoplasm. The record is from RefSeq and is a predicted model, not a curated record.
AUGGCUUCAGUGAGGAAGGAUGACGUGUGGGACUCAAUGCGGAAGGGAGCACAGGAGCUGGUGGAGAAGGAACCGCUUCUCGGAGGGUUCGUCUACUCGAAAAUUCUUAAUCAGCCGACGUUUGAGCGUUCCCUGGCUUUCAUGCUCGCCACCAAGCUCGCGAGCAGCACGGUUCUUGCAAGUCAGUGGAACGACCUGAUCAUCGAUGCAUUGACAUCCACUGCUGAAGAGGAAAAAUCUAUGGGAGGACGAGGCAGUCCGGCCCCGGGGACGGGCUCCAUCGCGGACGCCGCCCGUGCCGAUUUGAGAGCAAUUUUGUCCCGAGACCCAGCGUGCCCGAGCUAUACGCACGCGUUCCUCUUUUUCAAAGGCUUCCAGGGUUUGCAGGCCCAACGAGUGUCUCAUUGGUUAUGGAGUAAGGGAAGGACGGUGAUUGCGUGCUUCGUGCAGUCGAGCAUUUCCGAGGUCUUCGGUAUGGACCUCCAUCCUGGAGCAAAGUUUGGCAGGGGCAUCCUGGUCGACCACGCGACGGGCAUCGUUGUGGGAGAAACAGCCGUGGUGGACGACGACUGUACGCUGUUCCAUGGAGUUACUCUGGGAGGCACAGGAAAGGUUAGCGGCGAUAGGCAUCCGAAACUGCAGAAGCGUGUCGUUGUUGGAGCACACGCGUCGGUGAUAGGAAACAUAUCCAUCGGGCAUGACUCAAAAAUAGGUGCAAGUGCGUCCAUCCUGCAUGACCUGCCCCCGAACAGCGUCGUCGUUGGGCAUAAGGGUAUCGUGAUCCAGAAGCGAGGUCACAAGGGGAAGCACUCUCUCCUGUCGAAACUAUGA